Molecule: messenger RNA, 1302 nt
Organism: Thyridium curvatum
Lineage: Eukaryota; Fungi; Ascomycota; Sordariomycetes; Thyridiales; Thyridiaceae
Exons: 3
Coding region: 1-1302 (433 amino acids)
Biological process (GO): positive regulation of GTPase activity; endoplasmic reticulum to Golgi vesicle-mediated transport
Cellular component (GO): endoplasmic reticulum membrane
Molecular function (GO): GTPase activator activity
Source: RefSeq, a predicted model, not a curated record
AUGGAGGAUGCGGAGGGCUGGACGGCCUCCCCCGAGGACGCCACUCAGCAACCUACCGAUGAAUUUGCCAACGGAAGCACAUGUGCGCAGUCAAAUGAGGCUGACAGCAGCCCCAAGGCCCAAGCUAUCAUCGAUGCUUGUGAGAGGAAAGACCUACAUCGUCUUGUUGAGCUAGCUGAGUCGCAAGGCGGUUACCUCACAUCACACCUGAGGAGACACACAUGGCCUUUAUUGUUGGGAUUAUCGCACAACCAAGCAGAUGAGAAGGAGCAAGCCGGACAGAACGGCCGUGCAGCCGUUGAGAGCUCCGCCUCAAGUGAGAAGCCCGAACAUCACCGCGAUGAAGCCCAAGUAGAGCUUGACGUCAACCGCGCAUUUGUCUAUUACCCAAGUUAUAACACACAAGCCGAGGAAGAGAAACGGAAGCGAGAACUACAAACCCUAAUUGUUGAAGUCCUCCGGCGCUACCCCUUUCUCAAUUAUUUUCAAGGCUAUCACGAUAUCUGCCAGGUCCUCCUUCUGGUGCUCGCACCAGAGCUGCAAGUGACGGCCGUGGCUCGACUGUCAGUCCUGCGUAUACGCGACUACAUGUGCUCCACCAUGAGCCCAGCCAUGGCUCAGCUCUACCUCAUCCCCGACAUCCUCCGCAAGGCCGAUCCGAAGCUGUGGCUUCACGUCGCCGGGACCAACCCGUUCUUCGCCCUCAGCAGCACCCUCACCAUGUACGCUCACGACGUGACAUCACUCGACGAGAUAUCGCGCCUCUUCGACAUCUUGCUGGCGAGGGAACCCGUAUUCAGCCUGUACAUGUACGUCGCUACGAUUCUCAGCAAGAGGGACGAGAUCUUCGACACCCCGACCGAGGAGCAGGACGUGCUGCAUGUUAUCCUUUCCAAGCUGCCCAAGCAGCUGGACGUGGACGCGCUUAUAGCCUCGGCUGCCCGCCUGUUUGAGCAGCACCCGCCCGAGUCGCUUCGCAGUUGGCGGAACAUAUCCAGCGCCAGCGUGCUCAAGACCGCAAGGUCACUGGAGUCUAUCCAGUCCCAGACGCUCGAAGAGGGCGAGGCCUACUUCAAGCAGCAGGAGCUGGAGCUGGAGCGGGCGAGGAAAUGGGAGGAGCAGCGCAAGAGGGUAGCAGUCAUCGUCUCCAGGUACAAGCAUCCUGCCGGUGCGGUGGGCCUGGCUCUGCUGGUUGGUGCUCUCGCUUUUUGGUUGCGCAGGUCGCCCGGUGUCGUCUCUCAUGUCUCGAGCGUCGUCUCGGCUGUGAUCUCGUUCGUCUCACGCGGGUCGUGGUCGUCAUAG